Molecule: messenger RNA, 3346 nt
Organism: Geodia barretti
Lineage: Eukaryota; Metazoa; Porifera; Demospongiae; Tetractinellida; Geodiidae
Source: the annotation of a GenBank genome assembly
AUACAAGGACAUACACCUACUCUAGUUAGCACUGGUUAGUGUGCUAUACUAACUGCUAUUCGGAGCGAGAGGUCGCUCCCGUUGUGAGUUCGUGUGAGAAUGUCGGACCAAGCUGCACGUAGGAGCAUCAUAACGGCACUGUUCAUUACUCUCUUGCCGAUGGUUUUCGGGGAGCCGUGCCCGAGCCUGGCAGCCCAGGCGGCAGGAGAUCAGGCGCCCCUGGACCUCAACCAUUUCUCUGCCUACGUGAUUGUGAACACCAGUGAUUCUCAGGCUUCUGGAUCUGGUUCAGGGCUGGACAAUAGCCCAGUAGAGCUGAUAAGAGCCGGAGAGGUGUCUGCUGUGUUUAGUUCAGCAUCAAGUGCUACAGAAAUUGACAGUCUCCAUUUCUCCACGAGCAUUACUCCUCUACCAAUUCUUCUUCAACUCAACAGCACAGCUCCUGAACCGGUGUAUUAUUUGUUCAAUACAUGGAGCCUGAACACCGCCAUAGCUUCUGCAGGAUGUCCAGCUAGAAAAGCAGGCCAACUCGGUCCUGGAGAUGAAUUUAUGAACAAAGUCAACGUGAGCUGUGUUGGAGAAGGAGAAGUGGUGAUUCAGGGUUGCCUCACUCUGGGAACUGCACCAUUUGACGCCCUCAUAGGCACUUACAAAACCCUCGAAUUUUACUUUCUCCACCGCUGUGAAGGGUUUACCGACAGUACGUGUGAGGGAGUGAGGGCCCGGGGUAGUGUUGUUCCUGGAGAACUGUGCCUCACCCUCAACCAGUCCCAGCAACUUGUGACCAACCCUGUCGGAAGCUGGGGAGUGCUACUAAAUCCCCUGAGACCCAAUCGAGAGGACCCGUUGCGAGGCUACUGUGUCAUUGAUGAGGCCGUCGAAGGAGGACUCGCAACCUUUGCAGCGGACCCCGCCCUCAGACCACUGUUCCCCGUCGCUGAGAUUUUCCCCGCACUGGAGAUGUAUGUCGGAAUAGUUUCUGGUGCAAAGGGUUUGGCAUUCUCGAUUUUGUUCACUUCGACCAACACUUCUAUACUGGACCCACCGUACAUAUUACCCAUCACAGCAGGAGUGCCAGUGGAAAGAGAAACAAUUAUCUACCUGAACCUGCCCUGCGUUGGACCAGGGUUUGUAGAGGUGCAAGCAGUGAUGAACAUGUCCACAAUCUUGAACGAAACACUCUACUUCCAGUCCUACUUGUCAUCCAUCUUCAAAAACUGCACUCCAGCUACCACCAAUUCAACUACACCAGUAAGCCGUCCUCCAGACAGGAGGUCAACCAACACUAUCAGAGUCAGACUCCUGGCUGGCCUUCUCCCCGGCCUCCUUUUCCUCCUCAUCACACUCACUGCCGUUCUAGUGAUGAUUCUCCUGACUCGCAGGAUCAUCCGGAGAAAAACCGUGACUCUCCAACGACUCGAUAGCAUGGAUAACCUCUCUAGUAACAACGCCUACACGCUGAAGACCGUAAAGAGUCCGUAUGACUGUUUGAAGGAGUUGGGAAUGGAGUACAAUUACCCCAGUCUGGAGGUGGUGAGCGAGCUUGGCGAGGGAGCAUUUGGACGUGUGUUCAAGGCCACGGCUCCCGGAUUGGAGAGACACGGUUUCGUACCUGCAUUUGUGGCAGUCAAGACUCUGAAAGACGCCAGUUCCAUGUCGGAGGAGUUUUGUAAGGAGGUGAAGGCGGUGGCGCGGUUCAAUCACCCAACCAUUGUGAGAUUGCUGGCCAUAUGCUCAACCACUGCCCAAAAGUGUAUGAUAUUCGAGUACAUGGACCUCGGGAGCCUUGAUAAUCUACUGCGGAAGUCAGACCCAGAAAAUGCAGAGACAGAGGUCAACGAUAAAAGAGAAGACGGUAUUUUUAUAACUCCCUCCGAGUUUCUCAACUUCUCCCUGCAAGUGGCGCGUGGAAUGGCCUACCUGGCAGAGCUAAAGUACAUCCACCGUGACAUUGCCUCCAGGAACUGUCUCGUCAAUACACACAUGGUUGUAAAGAUUGGUGAUUUCGGCCUAUCGCGUGACCUCAGUUCAAUGGACUACUAUCGUGUUGGUGGGACACAGGCCUGUCUCCCCGUUCGCUGGAUGCCCCCUGAAGCACUUCUAUUCGGGAAAUUCACAACGCAGAGCGACGUUUGGAGCUUCGGGGUCCUCAUGUGGGAAAUCUUUACCUUUGGACGUCGACCGUACACAGGGCUAUCAAACUACGAAGUCAUAGAUGCUGUAAAGGCCUCAAGGAUUCUCGAAUGCCCAAAGCUGUGCCCGGCCUCUGUAUACGAUAUCAUGAAGAUCUGCUGGACUCGAUCUCCGCUGAAAAGACCCAACAUGGACGUAGUUGUGGCUCGACUGGAGCGACUGGUGCCAGCGGAGGCCCAGGGCGAGAGGGGGGAAGGUAGACAGGGUCCUGAUGGGUGUGUGGUGUACAUCAAUCUUGAGUACGGUGCUCAGGUGGACACGGACGAGUUGGAGGAAUCUGCGAGAAUGGAAAAAGAAUUGAGCACCCAAAUAACAAGUGGAGAGGGGCCAGCAAAAACCGGGGAGGAAGACGCUAAUACCGUUUCUGUUAAAGCAAGGAGUGAGAGCUGUGCGUCAGAGAAUAGUGCAAGUAGUGAAGUCAGGGACAUUGGGGAAGUUCACACAAGAGAUGUGGAGGUUAUCACUGAGCCUAGAUCUGAUGCAGGUGGCAACCUAGAGUCAGUCGGAAAUAAUGCAACCAUGCCGAAAGACUGCAUUUCAAACGCGCAGAACUCAAGAAAACCUGACAACAUCAAGGACGAUAAUGACGACGAAAUUACGCAAAUUAUCGGAGAUACUCACACAUAGAUUGACAUACACAUUGCUGCCUGUGUUUGUGUGUGUUCUGUGUUAACUAAUGUUGGUCGAGUGUCUUGCCUCGCGCCGCUUCUUUCUCAACUCCUGUUGCAGCUUUUUGCUCUCCUCAAACGUCAAUGGAGGUUUCUAGCACAUAGAGAACCGAUAAUAAUUACGCCUCACACUCUCAAACAUUAAAAAAACCUUACGUUUCCUUUGGGGAAGAUUUCUACCUUCAUUGGAAAAGAUCAUCAUAUUAUGAUAAGGUCAUAAAUAGCCAAGACUCACUCUCUUUUUCUCGAUUUUCUGGUCAAAGUACCCCGGGGCGUUGAAGUAAUAAAACACUCCCACAGGAAAAAAGACAUAUAGCGUCAUCUACAAGAUAUCAACAGCCAAGAUAUCCAUGGGGUCUGGAUCAUUUAGUGGCACUGACCCUCAUCAGUUCCAUGACGUUACUCCUGGAGACACGAGAGAGAGCCAUACACACAAGGACCGCCUCUCUUUGUUACGGCGGAGGUGUUUAUUGGUGCGCGUCAAU